This is a messenger RNA of Hyphopichia burtonii NRRL Y-1933, 1637 nucleotides long. RefSeq names its product Phr1p (gene PHR1). Gene Ontology annotation, cellular component: cytoplasm; fungal-type cell wall. Gene Ontology annotation, molecular function: 1,3-beta-glucanosyltransferase activity. Gene Ontology annotation, biological process: fungal-type cell wall (1->3)-beta-D-glucan biosynthetic process. The transcript has a single exon. The record is from RefSeq and is a predicted model, not a curated record. NCBI's taxonomy places the organism in Eukaryota, Fungi, Ascomycota, Pichiomycetes, Serinales, Debaryomycetaceae. The coding region runs from base 1 to 1623 and encodes 540 amino acids.
AUGAAGUUUAGUUUAUUAGUUUCUAGUUUGAUUUUUUCAUUCUGUUCAAUUGCCUUGGCUGGUGAUUCUCCAACUCCCGAAGUUGAAGUUGUUGGUAAUAAAUUUUUCUUUAAGAAUAAUGGUUCUCAAUUUUUAAUGAGAGGUAUUGCUUAUCAACAAAAUGUUGCUAACCAAACCGAUACUACUUCUUUUGAAGAUCCUUUGGCUGAUGCUGAUGCUUGUAAAAGAGAUGUUGAAUACUUGCAAAAAUUAAACACCAACACUUUAAGAAUUUAUGCUGUUAAUACUACUAAAAAUCAUGAUGAAUGUAUGAAAACUUUUGCUGAUGCUGGUAUUUAUAUCAUUGCUGAUUUAUCUGAACCAAGUGAAUCUAUUAACAGAAACUCUCCUGAAUGGAACUUGGAUUUAUAUAAAAGAUAUACUGAUGUUGUUGAUAUGUUUUCUAAAUAUGAUAAUAUCUUAGGUUUCUUUGCUGGUAAUGAAGUUACCAAUAAUAAAUCAAAUACUGAUGCUUCUGCUUUUGUUAAGGCUGCCAUUAGAGAUACUAAGAAAUAUAUUAAAGAUGAAAAAAAGAAAUCCAUCCCAGUCGGUUACUCUUCAAAUGAUGAUGAAGACACUAGAAUUGCCAUUGCUGAUUACUUCUCUUGUGGUGAAAUUGAAGAACGUGCUGAUUUCUUUGGUAUUAACAUGUAUGAAUGGUGUGGUAACUCUAACUUCAAAUCUUCUGGUUAUGCUGAUAGAACUGAACAAUAUAAAAAUUUAACCAUCCCAGUCUUCUUUUCUGAAUACGGUUGUAACGCUGAUAGACCAAGAAAAUUCACCGAAGUUGGUACUUUAUUCAGUGAUAAAAUGACUGAUGUCUGGUCUGGUGGUAUUGUUUACAUGUACUUUGAAGAAGAAAAUGAAUAUGGUUUGGUUUCUGCUUCUGGUAAAAAUGUUAAAACUUUAGAUGAUUUCAAAUAUUACUCUAGUGAAAUUAAUAAAAUCUCUCCUUCUUAUGCUAAAUCUUCUCAAGUUAAAUCUGCUUCUUCCACUUUAAAAUGUCCAAAAUCUGCUUCUACUUGGAAAGCUUCUGAAACUUUACCUCCAACCCCUGAUAAAGAUGCUUGUGAUUGUAUGGCUAAAUCUUUAUCUUGUGUUGUCGCUGAUGAUGUCGAUGACUCUGAUUAUGGUGACUUAUAUGGUUACAUCUGUUCUAAGAUUGACUGUUCCGAUAUCACUUCUGAUGGUGCUAAAGGUAAAUACGGUGGUUUCUCCUACUGUGCUGAUAAAGAUAAGUUAUCUUACAUUUUGAAUAAAUACUACGAAAAGAAUGGUAAAUCUAAAUCUGCUUGUUCUUUCAAAGGUUCUGCUUCUUUGAAUAAGAGUGCUUCCACCGCUAAAUCUUGUUCUUCUAAGAUUGCUCAAGCUACUAAAGGUGGUUCUAAAUCUGGCUCCUCUGGUUCUUCCUCUUCUGGUGACUCUAGUUCUGGUUCUUCCUCUGGUGGUUCUGGUUCUUCUUCUACCUCUAGUGGUAAAUCAUCCGGUGCCGCUCAUUUCAAACCUGCCUCUAAAGGUGAAUUAUUCGCCGUUGCCUCUAUGGUUACCUGUUUUGUUGGUGGUGUUUCCUUCAUUUUCGCUUAAGGAAGCUUUUAAAC